This is a messenger RNA of Mesorhabditis belari, 666 nucleotides long. The record is from the annotation of a GenBank genome assembly. Lineage: Eukaryota; Metazoa; Nematoda; Chromadorea; Rhabditida; Rhabditidae.
AUGAAGAAACAUUUCGAUGAUAGAAUUGAGCAGAUUACUCGCCUCGUUGUCUCAAAGAAAAGCCUGUCUUAUUGUAAUGAUUCAAGUUGGGAAAAGCAUAGAAGCGCGCAAAUCGCUAUUCGAAUCAACGGGAAUUCGGCGGAAAUCGUUGUUGAUGAGAAAUGGACAUCUCGGGAUAUCGAAUGCGUUGUGGGAUUGAUGGGAGUAUUCCGGAAAACCCUUCACAAUGUCAUCAUCGAUGCACCGAUUGCUGAACUGUUAAUCGUCUCAUUAUCUCCAUUGGAUUUGCAACGAUGGUACGCUUUCCAAUGCUAUAUGAAAGUGCACAAUGUAUUUGAUGAUGUAGAAGACGAGGAACAGCAUGUAAUCGUGGCGGGUACAUCAGCGAAUCCCACUGAAGUCUAUUGGCCUAAUGUUGAAUCGUUGACGGUGAAAACCACUCGACAACAGAGUCCACAUUUGGCUAGAAUCCUCGACUACGGUGUUGUGGUGAAUCAUGUGCUGAAUCGGAGGCAACUCUCACAUAUUAAAGUCAUUUACACAGAUGUGCAACAAAAUUUCAAAGCACUUGCCCGAAACGUGUUUCCAUUUCGUUGUUGGGCCGGUUCGGCUGGUUUUGAUCAUCGUUUCGAUCAAGAAUUUGCUGGGAAAACAUUAAAGAGUUUA